AUGCCUGAACCGGCCAAAUCCGCCCCGGCUCCCAAGAAGGGCUCCAAGAAGGCCGUCACCAAAGUGCAGAAGAAGGACGGCAAGAAGCGCAAGCGCAGCCGCAAGGAGAGCUACUCGGUGUACGUGUACAAGGUGCUGAAGCAGGUGCACCCCGACACGGGCAUCUCGUCCAAGGCCAUGGGCAUCAUGAACUCGUUCGUCAACGACAUCUUCGAGCGCAUCGCGGGCGAGGCGUCGCGCUUGGCGCACUACAACAAGCGCUCGACCAUCACGUCCCGGGAGAUCCAGACGGCCGUGCGCCUGCUGCUGCCCGGGGAGCUGGCCAAGCACGCCGUGUCCGAGGGCACCAAGGCCGUCACCAAGUACACCAGCGCCAAGUGAGGCCCCCGCGUCAAGGCUCUCGCUGGCCCUUUUGCUUUCUCAACGCUGUUGCAGAGCCAGCCGCUCAAAUCAGGAGAGAACUUUGUCCACCUGCGCUAGUUUCUAGUAAUAUUCCAAAGCCACUUUAAGAGUCCCGGGGAGGGCGCCUUUCUGAGGUUUUAAGCCGUUGUGGUUCUGAGUUUCCCCGUGGCUUAGCUGUAGAGCGCCCCGCACCCUCCUCAGUUUCUUGGAGUUACUUGUAAACUGGGUAACGGUGGGCCUCUGCGCCCGGUGUCUCCGGGCUCCAGGCUGUCCGGGCGCCUAUUAUCUAUUCAAAGGGAGAUGGGUGCAUUACUUUGGCGGUUAGAGGACACCGCUAAGCCGCCCUGUCCCCUUACCUGGUGUCCUGGGUACCGGCGGUUGCGGGGCUUAGGGCGGUGUAUCUUUUUCCGUUUCCGCUGCGGUGCCAGGUUACACAAAGAUACCGCUUUUAGCUCCUGGCCCGUGAGGCGAUCCUUCUAACGUACCCACUCAGGAAUUAGCCUUUUCCUUCCUGCCGUGUAUCCCCUGGAGCUGUUGCUGGUCAAGCUGGGCCUGAUCUCUUCGCCCCCGGAGCCCGCCACUGCCUUACACAGCAGCAGGUGCUUAAACACUGCAGAGGCAGUUCAUUUAGAUAUCACUGCUUUUGUAACUGCUUCCAAAAGCAGGGGUGGUGGGGGCCCGAACACCGUGGAACAACGUUUGGAGGAUUCUUUCCCCAAAUUUGUCCUUAGUUAUGGUUACUGCGGCUGCUGUUCUUUCUUGGUUGUCAACCCUGACCAAAACCCCUGGGCACACCUGUGAGGGAUUUUUUUUUUUCUUUAAAUAAUUUGAAGUGUGAAGAACCACCUUUAAUCUGGAUCUUCUGAGGUGAGAAGACUCACCUCUAGUCUGGGCCACAGCGUGUGGCUCUCACUAAGGACAGGGAGAAGGAAGUGCCCGCUUGCUCCGGCUGGCAGGUCUGUCUCUUCACUGGCAUUGGGGCCUGUUCAUUUGGGAUUCUGGCAUACACUGAAGACCAGCUGAGGCUGCCAGCCGUGUGGACCGAACUACUGGGUUCUUGGACCUUCCGUUGGUAGACAGCCAUUGCUGGAACAGCUGAACCCCAGCAUGUAAGACAGAUGCUUAUGAAUAUAUAUUCACAUAAAUAUAUAUAUUUCUAUAA
Messenger RNA from Meriones unguiculatus (Mongolian gerbil), 1564 nucleotides. Its product is annotated as histone H2B type 1-K. The coding region runs from base 1 to 381 and encodes 126 amino acids. The transcript has a single exon. Gene Ontology annotation, molecular function: DNA binding; protein heterodimerization activity; structural constituent of chromatin. Gene Ontology annotation, cellular component: nucleosome. The record is from RefSeq and is a predicted model, not a curated record. Lineage: Eukaryota; Metazoa; Chordata; Mammalia; Rodentia; Muridae.